GACAGAGAGAGAGGGAGGGUGAGAGAGUGGGGGAGAGGGGGUACGGAGAGAGCAACAAAACCGCUGGAAGGGCAGCGAGAAGAGCGAAAAGAGAGAGAAGGAUAAAAAACUUCAGGAGGCGUCAGUCGCAGGCUAAACCGGGUCAAUGUGUGGAAUAUUGCUGGUCCCGGCUGGAAGUUAUUCCCGAUGGACGGCACUAUUAAGGAGGCUCUGUCGGUGGUGAGCGACGACCAGUCCCUGUUUGACCCCACGUACGGCGCGGCCGCGCAGCUCCCCAAGGACAUGACAGCCUCCGGCAGCCCCGACUUCGGGCAGCCCCACAAGAUCAACCCCCCGCCCCCCCAGCAGGAGUGGAUCAACCAGCCCAUGAGGGUCAGUGUCAAACGGGAGUACGACCACAUGAAUGGAUCCAGGGAGUCCCCCGUGGAUUGCAGCGUGAGCAAGUGUGGGAAGCUGGUGGGAGCAGGGACCGAGUCCAACGCCAUGAGCUACAGCACCUACAUGGACGAGAAGAACGGGCCUCCCCCCAACAUGACCACCAACGAGAGGAGAGUCAUCGUCCCUGCAGAUCCCACCCUCUGGACCCAGGAGCACGUGCGCCAGUGGCUGGAGUGGGCUAUCAAGGAGUACGGCUUGAUGGAGAUCGACACCACCAUCUUCCAGAACAUGGACGGCAAGGAGCUCUGCAAGAUGAACAAGGACGACUUCCUGCGCACCACCUCCCCCUACAACACAGAAAUCCUGCUGUCUCACCUCAGUUACCUCAGGGAAAGUAGCUCACUGCUGGUCUACAACACUCCAUCCCACACAGAUUCCUCACGUCUUGCCACCAAAGAAGAUCCCUCCUAUGAUGCAGUCAGGAGAGCAGGAUGGGGCAGUAAUGGGAAUUCUGGCCUCUCCAAAAGCCCUCCCGUUGCAGGGACACAAAAUGUGAAUAAGACAACGGAGCAGCAGCGGCCCCAGCCAGAUCCCUACCAAAUCCUGGGGCCCACCAGCAGCCGUCUUGCCAAUCCAGGGAGCGGGCAGAUCCAGCUGUGGCAGUUCCUGCUGGAGCUGCUGUCGGACAGCUCCAACGCCAGCUGCAUCACCUGGGAGGGCACCAACGGCGAGUUCAAGAUGACGGACCCUGACGAGGUGGCGCGGCGCUGGGGCGAGAGGAAAAGCAAACCCAACAUGAAUUACGACAAGCUGAGCCGGGCGCUGCGAUACUACUACGACAAGAACAUUAUGACCAAAGUGCAUGGCAAGAGGUAUGCCUACAAAUUUGACUUUCACGGCAUUGCCCAGGCCCUGCAGCCCCACCCCACCGAGUCCUCCAUGUACAAGUACCCGUCAGAUCUGCCCUACAUGCCGUCCUAUCAUGCCCACCAGCAGAAGGUGAACUUUGUGCCCCCACACCCCUCCUCCAUGCCUGUCACAUCAUCCAGUUUCUUUGGAGCGGCCUCCCCCUAUUGGACCUCCCCUGCAGGAAGCAUUUACCCCAACCCCAACGUGCCCCGCCACCCCAACGCCCACGUCACACCACACUUGGGCAGCUAUUACUAAAUGCUCUCAGCUACCGAUGGCCUUGAGCAGUCUGGUUGGACUUUUUCUUUACUCCUGGGAUUUUUACUGUUUUGGGGGGGACCCUUAAUGGAUAAUUGUGGCCUUUCUUGGGAAGAAUUAAAACUGGAUAUUUGUUAUUCCUGGACCAAACCUUUUACUUUUGUAACUUUGCCUCUUGUGUCUUGAACUGAGAGAUGGAAGCUCCUGUGGGCCAGUACUGUGCAUUUAAUUUGGGGUUUAAGGAUUGUGUCCUCUGUAGGAAGUGACAAUGAAGACACUUCACCGUUCCCUGGAAUCAUUAUUAGCUUUUGGAUGAGAGGAAUUUUUAAGUAUUCAAAGGCUUUUGACAAGGCGUAGAUCCAGCUAUGGAUCAUAGGAAAAUAUGACCACAAUGGGGUUUUUCUUACUGGCCAUUGACCAUUCUGUGGAGGAUGUCGGGCUGCAGGGGACCACAACUGGAAUCUUAGCUCUAAGGUGGAGGAGGAUUUUCACCCAACUGGAAAUUAAAUAUAUAUAUAUAUAUAUAUAUACAUAUAUAUAUAUGUACAUGUAUAUUUUAAGAAGUAAAGGGCAUUGAAGGAACUUUUCUAGAGUACAACUUCAUUCGACUGUGUGUGAACUCAAAAAGCAGCAGAAACCAGAACAAAGCAUAACACAAAGUCAAGCACAGACAUUCCUUGAAAGCAGAAGUGAAGUGAAUAAACGACAGCAGGUCCCUGGCUCUGCCCGAGCCGCGGGGCUCUGGAAGCACCGAUUCGCGAACGCUGUGCGUUUGUCAGACCGUCAAACCAAGGGUCAACAAUCCAGAAGGCAAAUUACUGUAUAAAUUAUGCAGAGUUAUUUUUCCCUAUAUCUCACAGUUUUAAAAGAAAGAGUAAAUAAAACGAGUUGACCUCGGUCACAAAUGCAGGUUUGUUUUUUACUAUCAGCUCGGUUGUUUUUGUUUAUUUUUUUAAUGUAAUUUGUACAUCUUUUCAAUCUGUACAUUUGGGCUGUAGCUUUGUACUUUUUGCUUAAAGAAAAAAACAAAAAAAAAGACAUGAGUAAUGUAUCUGCUGGAGAUAGGCUUGGUCCUGCAAUUGGAUCCGUGACUGACCCCAAAGUGGCCAGAAACCUUCCCGAUUGCCCUGGGUUUGUCUAGAGGAGAGGAUUUUCAGUAUUAGUCUGUUGGAGCUGUCUGCAAAUUAACUCCAUUUACUCCUAUGUUUGCAUUCAGGCUGAUUGAAAACAGGCCCAACAUCUCAAGGCAACCAUUGCAAUAUUCUGUGAUCACUUUUCACCCAAAUUCUGAACUUUGGGAAGAUCUUAACCACUUUAUAGAUAAAAUGACAAAAUACUCCUCUUUUUGAUGGCUUCUGCUGGGGGGUUCUGUGGAAAUCCAACCCCUUCCAGAGCUCUCAGCCAUCCCCAGCUUUGCACGUGUGAAUGUGACGCUGCACAAGCGGCGGUUUGGUGCCGUAAACAGAGGGUAAACCACAAGCAUUUGGGGUUUGGAACAGAUGUCUGGGGGGCGAGAUUUCCAUGUACAACCCAUUAGCUGACUUGUAUUAAGUGGCAGCCAAUUAACAGGAUCACAACUAUCUAGUCUAGACCAACCCCUGCGACUCUGUGGGGGCGGGAUUUGGUCCAUGUGCAUCCGAUUGCAGGAGGAGAGUCUGAAACCAGAGCGCUGGAGUCUGCUCAGAACGUUAAACACAAGCACUGAUGCCAUUAUUUAACAAAGUGGGAAGAGAAGAUCAAGCUAAUGCAGUUAGGUCUUAGUGCUUUCGGGGUGUUUUUAAGUAACAUUUCUGCAAUAAUCGCAAAAUUUAAGUAUGAAGGAACUACCCAUGGAAAUGGGGCUUUUGCUACUAUAUAUAUGCAAUGUACUUUUUGGAUAUUAAAAUAUAUAUAAUUUUGCAAG
Messenger RNA from Poecile atricapillus (Black-capped chickadee), 3448 nucleotides. It is a transcript of the gene FLI1, whose product is annotated as Fli-1 proto-oncogene, ETS transcription factor. Gene Ontology annotation, biological process: regulation of transcription by RNA polymerase II; cell differentiation. The coding region runs from base 187 to 1545 and encodes 452 amino acids. The record is from RefSeq and is a predicted model, not a curated record. Lineage: Eukaryota; Metazoa; Chordata; Aves; Passeriformes; Paridae. Gene Ontology annotation, molecular function: DNA-binding transcription factor activity, RNA polymerase II-specific; sequence-specific DNA binding. Gene Ontology annotation, cellular component: nucleus. The transcript is spliced from 9 exons.